Penaeus vannamei (Pacific white shrimp) is the source of this 1904-nucleotide messenger RNA. The record is from RefSeq and is a predicted model, not a curated record. Lineage: Eukaryota; Metazoa; Arthropoda; Malacostraca; Decapoda; Penaeidae.
AGGAGAUCCUGGGGUCGAACAGCGCCGUGUGGUUCUCUCCCGACGGCCGCAUGCUCGCCUACGCCUCCAUCAACGACACGCUGGUGGACAUGGUGCCCAUCCCGCAGUACGGCCCCGAGCUCCAGUACUCGCUCGUGCACUGGCUCAGAUAUCCCAAGCCCGGCCAGGAGAACCCACGAGUGACCUUGUGGGUCGUUGACCUGAGUGACCUAAGGUCAAUCAGGCCGCGUGACCUGAAGCCCCCGAACGUGGUCAAAGACCAGGACCACUACUUCACGGCGGUCACGUGGGUGGACUCCGGCACCGUCAGCGUCGUGUGGAUGAACCGGGCGCAGAACACCUCCGUCAUCACCAUCUGCGGGCAGCCUCUCUACUUCUGCGAGGCGACCCACACGGAGCACUCUCGCCACGGCUGGGUUGACCUCUACGACCCCCCCGUGUUCUCCGAAGACGGUCAGAGCUUCCUGGUGCGACUUCCGGUCCGCGACGGGGAAGAAGGAGAGUUCAAGCACGUCUGUCUGUACAGCGUGCGCAUGCGUCGGGUCAUCCCUAUGACCCAUGGCCCCUUCGAGGUCACGGAGAUACUGGGUUGGGACCAGAAUUAUAAUUACAUCUACUACAUGGCAACGAUGGAGGAGAAACCGGGGGAGCGCCACCUGUACCGUGUCUCCGACGUCAACUCCCCCCUUCUUCGCAUCCCGGAGUGCUUGUCGUGCCUGGAGGGCGACAACACCACCGACACGUGCUUGUACAACAGGGCGCACCUCUCCCCCGACUUCGCCUUCUUCGUGCUGGAGUGUCUCGGGCCCGACGUGCCCAGGACCUACCUCUUUUCCACCUGGAGCGGGCAGAUGGUCUACACCCUCGACGACUACAACGACCUCCGGGACCGCGUGGAGGAGAUGGCCAUGCCUCAAGUGCAGACCUUCCGCGUCGAGUUGGAGGGCGACAACGCGUACACUUACCACGUGCAGCUGUUCCUCCCUCCUGGGCUGCGGGAGGACGAGAUCACCACUUACCCGAUGGUCGUGCACGCGUACGCCGCCCCGGGUACUCAGGCCGUGACCUCCAAGAUGGUGCUUUCUUGGGGCACUUACUUGGCCUCGAAGAAGGACAUCAUCUACGCCAUGAUCGACGGCCGCGGAUCCGGCUUCCAGGGCGACAAGAUCAAGCAUGAGGUGUACCGCGCCCUCGGAGGCAAGGAGGUGGACGACCAGCUGGCGGUGGCGCGCUACCUGAGGGACAACCUGCACUUCGUCGACGCCCGCAGGAUCGCCAUCUGGGGCUGGAGCUACGGCGGCUACGUGACCACGAUGGCGCUCGCCAGGGACGCCGACGAGGUCUUCUCCUGCGGGAUCGCCGUCGCGCCCGUGUCGCGCUGGGAGCACUACGACUCGGUGUACACAGAGCGGUACAUGGGGUCGCCGCACGUGUACCCAGGCAGCAACUACAAGGGAUACGAGGCCGCGGACGCCACCAAGAUGGCCGGAAACCUCAAGGACAAGAUGUUCCUCCUCAUACACGGGACGGCUGACGACAACGUGCACUACCACCACUCCAUGAUGCUGGCAAAGUCCCUGGUGGACGAAGGAGAGGGCGGCAGUCAAACGUACGCCGACGAGAACCACGGCCUCGCGGGAGUGAAGGAACACCUGUACAAGACCAUGAACAAGUUCCUCGCCGACUGCUACAGGCCGACGAUCAAGGAACUCUACGUCCACAUCAAGAAAAAGAAAGACCUCGAGGAAAUCGGAUAUUUGUCAACGGGCUUAUCAGGGCCUAGGAAUCGACCUGCCAAGAGCUUAUCUCAACCUUUCCGAUCUCAUUUCUUAUCUACAAACGGGACUAAUAGAGAUAACAUCCUUUUGGUCUUUAAGUUCAAGGGACAGGGUGUUUGGACUUGA